This is a messenger RNA of Phytophthora infestans T30-4, 7029 nucleotides long. Its product is annotated as microtubule-associated protein, putative. The transcript is spliced from 5 exons. Gene Ontology annotation, molecular function: microtubule binding; calcium ion binding. The record is from RefSeq and is a predicted model, not a curated record. The coding region runs from base 1 to 7029 and encodes 2342 amino acids. NCBI's taxonomy places the organism in Eukaryota, Oomycota, Peronosporomycetes, Peronosporales, Peronosporaceae.
AUGGGGCAGCUCCAGGGUAAGGCGGCGUACCUGAAAUCGACGACGUCCUUCCUCAAUGCCUCCGAACGAGACGUGAAUAAACUCUGGGAGAGCUUCAGUGACGUGGCCGAGGGGUUCGGUCUGAGUCAGGACGAGUUGGUGGAAAUCUGUCGUUCCAUGCAGCAGUCGCUCGAGAUCCACGCACGUAACGAGAUGGAUCAGCUCAGUGGCGCGCUCUUCACGGCGCUGGACACUGACGAGAAUGGCCUGGUUGACGCUCUCGAGUUUCUCGGAACAAUGGCCAUGACGUCCGCCAUGCCCAUCCCACAGAAACUCACGUUUGUGUACAAUUGCUACGACUUCAACGAGACCGGGCAGUUGUCGCUAGAUGAGCUCACACUGGCGUUCAAGUCGACGCUCACGGGGCUAUGUAAACUCUGCGGGGGUCUGUCGUGUCCGACAGAACUCGUGCUUGAAGAUCUAGCCCAGCACGCCUUCCAGAAGGCCCAAAAACCCGGCGUGGACGCCUUCCUGUCGCUGUCAGAGUUCUUACGCUUCGCAGACACGACCCCCGAGGUGAACUCGUGGGUAGAUUACUUCGAUUGUCCAGCAGAGACUGUGGACGAGCAGGACGGAGACGACAGCGAUGCCGAACGGGAGGCUGCUGCGGGGAUGCUGGCACCUUCAGCACUGGAUGAUGAAGACACAGCGAGGAAGAGAAACGCAAGUCUACCACAUGAUGCAACAGCACCAGACCUAUCCGUAGACAAGAUGAUACCUCGACGUGCUUGGCAAUUGGCAGUGACGAACGCGACACCCAGCGCUCCACCCACAAUCGAUCCACGGAUGCCAGCAGCCAGUCUGGAGCUCGAGUGGAUCUACGGCUUCAACAGUGAUCUACGCAACAUCGUCCACUAUGUGUCUCCAGCUGAAGCGGUGUACCCUGCAGGAAGUGUGGUGGUCGUGUACGACACGGUCGCUCAUCGACAGCGCUUUGCGUGUCACCACUCUGGACUGGUACAGACAUUGGCGGUGCAUCCAGCGGAUCGUCGCGUCAUUGCUUCGGGUGAAGCUGCGUUGGUACCGAAGAUCGUGAUUUGGUCUACACAGACGCUGAGCGAGAGUGGAGCAGGAGGCGGAGGUGGAGUGCUCAGUGUCCUGCGUGGAUUCCAUCGUCGAGGCGUGUCACAUUUGGCUUGGAUGUGCAGCGGACGGACUCUCAAGGCGUCCCCAAUUUGUGACGGGAGGGCGACGACAUUUUGUACUUCUGGACACGUGAGCGAGAUGCACGAUACUCGAGUCCCCCACGCACUCUUCGCGCGACUUCCUGGUGUUCUAGGACGCAAGGCAAAAGUGCAGACAAUCCUGAGUUUGGUGGCUUUACCGGGGGAUUCUGGUGCUGUCGCUGGCACAGCACGUGGACAGUUAUUGCUAUUCGAAGGGCGGAACUGUGUGCGUGUGUUGUAUGCGCACGCAGCAGCAGUGUCGGCGCUGUUUGCGUUCAGUGGCGGCGUUUUCAGUGGUGGUAAAGACGGUAAAGUGCGAAUCUGGAGUCGACGCUUGGAACCUGGAGCACAAUUUGAUCUGGUGGCGUUAGGAAGCUCCUCUCCUCGUGUACGCAGUCUCGUGGCUUCUCCAGAGGGAGGAGUUAAGUUGCUGAUUGCCACUGCCGGAGCUGAGAUCUUCGAGAUCGCGUCGAGUGAUGGCUCCAACUUGCACUUUGGCCCGGUAGUCUGCGGCCACUCGUCCUUCCAGCUCCAUGGACUCGCUGUGCACCCUUUGCGACGAGAGUGCUGCUCGGUGGGGGACGACCGCACUGUGCGUGUCUGGGACUUGUCAGCCCAUCGUCAGCUUCGCAUUUCCGCUCUGGACGCUCCUGCUCGAGCCUGUGCGUACUCACCCGACGGCUCCACUAUUGCUGUGGGUCAAGGUGCUGACGAAGACGAUGACGAAGUGAACCCAGCGACUACCAGCCCCGAGUUGCUGGCAUGGCGUCGACGACAACAACCUAAGCUGGUGAAUCCGAACAAACAAGGCGCCUUUGCAGUGCUGAACGAGUCGUCGCUGGCAGUAAAAUUCGAGGCCAAAGACUCCAAGAGAGCGAUUAAAACGCUGCGAUUUUCCGGCGACGGCCUUACGUUGGCUGUGGGGUCCAGCGACAACUGCAUCUACUCGUAUCAUACUGAAGACUGGGCGUCUAAGGGCAAAUGUCGCGCUCGAGAUGCUGGCGUCGUCAUCAGCUCGUUUGACUUCUCAACUACUGGCGAACACAUCAUGGCGAACGCUCGAAACCGAGGCGAAAUGGUGUUUUUCGAGAGCUCUUCAGGCGUGGAAGUCACGCGUAUAGCGACGUUAAAGGACGUCGAGUGGCUGUCGUGUUCGUGUCCGUACGGAUGGGGGGUCCAGGGGGCGUGGCCUACACGGAAGCUGGAAGCUUACGAGAUAUCGGCGGUGGAUCGCUCCUCUGGUGUCGAGACGCCAAUGCUCAUUGCAGGAGACACACUUGGCUCACUGCGUUUGUUUCGGUAUCCGUGUGUGAAUCCAGAGUCGCUGGGCCAAGUAGCGCGAGGAGCAGCUAGUGCCAUCUCAGCUGUACGCUACACUGCAGACGGGAACUUUGUCGUAGCGAGUGCACGAGAUGAACGCUGUAUCUUCCAGUGGCGUGUCGAGCGCGAAGAGAUCGAUGGAGAUGGAGGCAGUGGAGAUGCAGAGGACGUCCCAGGCUUUUCAGACGACGAGCGAGAAGAAAGUCACGGGGCCGAACGAUCCGCUUUCGACGAGGCGGCUGCUGUGGGGGAUUUUGCACUUGAAUUGCUGGCGGAAAGACUGCAAGAUCCAACGUACAAUCAGGACGACGAACAAGAAGAGAGUGGAGAAGAACCACCGAAGUCUACGCCAUCAACGGCAGUAGCUCCGUCCAAGCCGUGGGUUAGUAGCAGUGUGCCGCCUUCAGACGCCCCGAGUGAAGCAGACUUGGAGCUUUCUACUGUGCCUAGCGACAGCUUGGAGCUCGAGUGGGUCUAUGGCUAUCGCUGUCAUGACGCUCGCAACAAUCUCUUCCUUACACGCGCCAAGGGCUUACUGGUCUACCCCGCUGCGAAUAUUGUCGUAGUAUUGGACACCAAGCUCUGGCUGCAGCGUCAUUUCAAGCAACACACGGACGAAGUCUCGAGUCUUGCUACAUAUUUCGGCCCAAGCAGUAAGCCCAGCAAUGCGUCUCAAGAGAUCGGGGCCUCGGGCCAAAUGGGACGUCUCCCAGUCAUUCACGUGUGGCGACUCGACUCACUACAAGUGCUGGUCUCUCUGCGAGGAUUUCAUCGCCACGGAAUCGCCGAGUUGCGCUUCAAUUCGGCUGGAAAUCUACUGGCGAGUGUGGGGCUGGACGAUCGCAACUCGCUCGCAGUGUACGACUGGCGCAGUGGAGAGCUACUAGCUCAUGCAAGUACGUCGUCGGUGGGUCGAAUUCUGGGCGUGAGUUUCCAGCAGGAAGCUGUAAUUAAAGGCGCCGUUGUUGCGCCACCGGACGACCCAGUGAACCCCUCAGAGGCUCCCGCAACUCCCGUUGUGAUCGCGACUGUGGGCGUGAAGACUGCAGCUUUUUGGCGACUUGCAGCAGGUCGGACUCUCGUCAAGAAGGACGCUUUGUUGGGGCGUAAAGCUCGCCAGGGAGGUGCUCCACCGUCCUUUUUGAGUGUUGUGUUCUGCGGUAAGGAUGCAAUUGCAGGUACAGUCAGCGGCGAUUUGUUCCGCUUCAAGGGUACCGAGCUCUCCAGUAUCGUCCCGGCGCAUACACGAGCUGUGGCAGCGCUUUGCAGUUCGACUGGAGCGACAGGAGGGAUCGCAAGUGGGGGACAAGAUGGCCUCGUCAAGCUUUGGAGUGCGGAUCUCGAGUGUCUGGCCGAGUUCGGGGAGUUCAAUGCAGCUCAUCAUGCGAUUCGCAGCGUCUUCUGGGACACAGCGAAGGAAAUGCUACUGGUAGGCACUCGAGGCAGCAGUAUCCACCUUCUUUCCUCUCUGGAUGGCUCGGCAGUUAACUUCAAAACACCUGACGGGACCCCAGUGACGUCGCUGGAGAGCCAUGCACGCGGUGAUCUCCAUGGGCUUAGUGUCUGCUAUGCUAAAGCUCGAGGAUGCACGGCAGGAGACGACGGAGUUCUCCGCAUCUGGGACUUGCAUCGUCACCUCUUGAUUCUGUCAAACAAACUGGAGACAAGCAGUCGAGCGUGCGCGUUUUCUCCUGAUGGAGACUUCAUUGCUGUUGGCUUGGGCAGCGGAGGAACUGGACGACGUCACAAGAAAGACGGCAGUAUGCUGGUGUUUGAAGACCGAGGACAAAGUGUGGAGCUCGUGUACGAGACUCGAGACACAAAACAGUCAGUGACGGUCUUACGCUUCUCUCCUGAUGGUCAGUCACUGGUGUGUGGAGCGCUGGAUGGCUCCGUCUACAUCUACGACGUCCCCAGUAACUACACGAAGCGAGCUGUUUUCUCCAAACACAAGGCGCCGAUCACUCACAUUGAUCUGGCUAGCGACUCGCAGUAUUUACGCAGCAACUGUAAAGGGUUUGAGCUGUUUUUCGCCGACGUUACCACUGGUUCUCACGUGGCCAGCGCCACAGCUCUUCGCAACCACAUCUGGGAUACUUGCAGUACCAUUUACAACUGGUCCAACCAGGGAGUGUGGCCUGUGGCUCCCACAGGACUUGAUGCAAUGAGAGAGAUCACGUGUUGCGCAUGCUCGCUACCCGGUGCCCCAUACAAAGGCAGCAGUGCCAUUCUCGCUGCUGGGAACUCUCAUGGAGCCAUCAGUCUUCUCAAGUAUCCGAGCUUUGUACAAGGAGCGGGAGCCAAGACGUACCGUGGACACAGUGGUGCUGUGGCUCAAUUAGGCUUCUCAGGAGCUGGCGGAUCGCUCUGCGUUAGUAUCGGUCGCUCUGACCGGUGCUUGCUUCAAUGGAGACGGCUGUAUGGCGCCGGUAGUGGCUCUGAUACAGCAGUAAAUGGUAACGUGGGCAUAGCGAAAGAUCCUGAAGAGGACCCUGAUCUGGAAGCUGAAGGACGGUUCCUGCCUGAAGCGUUCGUCAACGUUGGUGGAGGCGCUCCGAGCGAGGUGACGCCGUUCGUGAGCGCAAUAUUACCACCGUCAGGUGUCGUGCAGGAGCCGAGCGAGGCCGACGGAGUGGUUAAACAUCGAGUGUUCGACUUGGAGCAUGUUUUUGGCUUGCGUACACAUGACGCCCGACAAAACGUCGUGUACGCUCGACCGAAGCGGAUCGUGUACCCGACUGGGUGCGUCGGCGUGAGUUAUGAUCGACGUGAACACCGACAGCAGUUCUACACGGAUCAUACGCGUCCUAUCUUGUGCAUGGCAGUGUCGCCUUGUGGAGGCUUCGUAGCUUCGGGAGAGAUCUGCGCUCAGAACUUUGCACAUGAGAGACCACGUAUCCACGUGUGGGAACCUGCUACCUGCACUCGCGUAGUAGAGCUCAGUGCCUUUCACAGUAAAGCUGUGACUGCUGUCUCCUUCAGCUCACCCGAUGGAAAGCUACUGGCUGCAGUGGGUCAGGAUGAAUUUCAUUCACUAGCUGUGUAUCGCUCAGCGUCCGGCCAGUGGUUCGACGGUGCAUUGCUUGCAAGCUCUCGCUCUACUCGCCACGCAGUGUUCUUUGUCUGUUUCAUCGAAGAUCCGCAGAGUGCAGGAGGCUGUAACUUGGUCUCCGGAGGAGAAGACCAUGUUCUGUUCUGGAAGAUCACACCACCAGCACUUACAGCACGGGACGGCAUUUUUGGUGCUCGAGCACAGCGACAGCCAGUGCUGUGCGGUACUUCGAUGGGCGGACUUGUAGUCACAGGCUGCGCUUCUGGUCAUCUGUACAUUUGGGAGGCCUGUGCUGUCGCGCGAGUAGUUUCAGCUCAUACCGGCAGCGUCUACGCCAUUCAUGCGACGUCGCUAGGCUGCGCCACUGGAGGUCGUGACGGACACGUGAAGCUGUGGGCACGCACGACUCUGGCGCCUCUAGCUGACUUCGAUGUUGCAGGUUUCCACCCAGCGCCACAUAACGCCGUUGUGCGCUCGCUUUGUUGGGACGUAGCAGAAGAUCGCUUACUUAUCGGUACGAAAGGUGCCGAGUUGUUCGAGCUAUCUCGACUCACGGGAGACGCCAUCCUCGUGUCGGAGAGCCACUUCGACCGCUCUGUUCAGCUUCAGGGACUCGCAGUGCAUCCGCUUCGACCAGAACUGGUAGUCACAGCUGGAGGUGACCACACGGUGCGUCUGUGGCAUUUAGAAAAGCGCUGCGUGGUAGCAAAGACUGCGCUGGAUGGGGCUCUACAGAGUGUGGCUUUCUCUCCGGAUGGCAAGUGGCUCGCUGUGGGUUUUGGCGGGUCAGAGAGCAGCAAGAGUCACAAAGAUGGAGCCUUUGCCGUGCUCGAUGGUCAGACUCUUGAGCUGCAGCACGAAGGACGAGAUAGCAAGCUCAGUGCGCUGGACGUGACGUUCUCUCCGGACUUGACCCUGCUGGCGUUGGCUUCAGCCGAUCACUGCGUGUACUUCUACUCCGCGCUGGACAAUUUCUCGCUGCGCUUCAAGUUCUCCAAGCCCAGUGGACGUGCGACUCGCUUGGACUUUGCAGCUGAUAGCAGCAUGGCACGAGUGUCGAGCGAUGCGUUCGAGCUUCAGUUCGUGAGCACCAUGGACGGCAGUCAGAUCACGUCGGCUGCUAGUGCAGCAAACGUCGCAUGGGCGUCACACAAAUGUUUGUUUGCGUGGGCGGCGCAGGGCGUCUGGGAUGUCGCUGGCAAGCCAGACGACCACGUUCACGCUCUGGCAAAGGCGAACACGCAGGAGAUGCUGGUGGCUGCUACCAAUCAGGGCGAGAUCCGUGUGUACAACACGCCGUGUCUGUCGAGACACACGGAGCAGCACAAACUGCUUGGACACAGUCUGAACGUGGCCAACGUAGCCUUCACAUGCGACGACUCAAGGUUGGUCUCUAUUGGAGCCAACGACAAGAGUCUGUUCGUAUGGAAAGUAAAGAAGACAAAACUUUGA